Molecule: messenger RNA, 885 nt
Organism: Leishmania mexicana MHOM/GT/2001/U1103
Lineage: Eukaryota; Euglenozoa; Kinetoplastea; Trypanosomatida; Trypanosomatidae
Exons: 1
Coding region: 1-885 (294 amino acids)
Biological process (GO): acetate transmembrane transport; succinate transmembrane transport
Cellular component (GO): plasma membrane
Molecular function (GO): acetate:proton symporter activity
Source: RefSeq, a predicted model, not a curated record
AUGGCCACGAUCAGCGAGCCCAAUGGCAAGCCCGUCCAUGAGCCCGUCACCUCCGUCGCCAAUACCAACAUGGACCUGAACGUGUUCCAUGAGAAGUAUUCGUGCGGCAACAUGACCCAGGCGGCCCACAAGAACGGCAAAGCCCUCCAUAAGAGCUCGCUGAAGCAGAAGCGGAAACAGCUGCGUGAGCUCCAGGAGUGGGAGUACCAGACGGCAAUCGCGCCCCGGCGCUGCGCGAACCCGGGCCCGCUCGGCCUGAUCGGCUUUGGCCUCUCGACGAUCCUGCUGAACCUGCACAACACCGGGAGCUUUCCGCUGUCGACGGUCAUCGUCGCCAUGGGCAUCUGCCUCGGCGGAGGUGCGCAGUUUAUCGCGGGCAUGCUCGAGUGGGUGCGCGGUAACACCUUCGCAUUUGUCGCCUUCACCGCGUACGGUGCCUUCUGGCUGUCCCUCGUGUGCGUCUGGAUGCUGCCCAACACAGCCUCCAGCAACUCCACGAUCGUCGACCCAGCGAGCGAGUACUUUGUAGGCGUGUACCUCUUCCUGUGGGGCAUCUUCUCCUUCGUCAUGCUUACGUGCACCAUCCGCAUGAACGUCGCCAUCUUUCUCGUGUUCCUCACCGUGACGCUGCUCUUCCUGAUGCUCGGCUGCAGCAGCAUGGCAGGCAGCGCGAUCGGGCUGCGCGCGGCCGGCUACGAGGGCGUCAUCUGCGGCUCCCUCGCCCUCUACCUUGCCUUUGCCGAGAUUGUGAACGAGGUAUGGGACCGCACAAUCCUGCCGGUGAUCCCGAUGACGCAGGUGCUCGGCUGGCUCGGCACCACCCCGGACAGGCCGAGUGACAUUACCGAGCUGGAGAACCACGGGCAGUUACCCAAGGUCAACUGA